Messenger RNA from Penicillium crustosum, 693 nucleotides. Its product is annotated as GNAT family N-acetyltransferase. Lineage: Eukaryota; Fungi; Ascomycota; Eurotiomycetes; Eurotiales; Aspergillaceae. The transcript is spliced from 2 exons. The record is from RefSeq and is a predicted model, not a curated record. Bases 1 to 693 code for a protein of 230 amino acids. Gene Ontology annotation, molecular function: acyltransferase activity, transferring groups other than amino-acyl groups.
AUGGGCUUUGUUGUUGUCCCUGCCACGCUCCCCGAUAUCCGGGCUAUCUAUGAUGUCUGGUUUGCGGCAUUCAAGGGCCAAUUAAUCCUGGACCUCAUCUACCCAGGAACCGAUCUCAACGAUGAGGCGUUCCGUAAAGUCCACACCGAGGGGACUCUUGAAUAUUGGAAAGGAUUGAGCAUGGAGCACACCUUCCAAUGCAUUGACACCAACACCGGUAAAAUCGCCGGCAUGGCGACUUGGCAAGUCUACUGGCGGGAAAGGACCACCGAAGAGCGUAAGAAGCCGUGGAUUGGAUGGUUGGAAGGUGAACAGCGAGAGCGUGCCGAAGGCUUCUUAGGACAGCUUUGGGAAAAGAGGGAGAAGUGGAUUGGGUCCAAGAGGCAUGUGUACUGUCACACAGUUGCAGUGCAUCCAGAUUACCAGGGUAGAGGUAUCGGAGCACAGCUUAUGCAAUGGGGAAUAAACGUGGCAGAGCAGCUGAAUUUGCCGAUUUACCUUGAGUCAACAGUGGAGGGAGUCCCCUUGUAUCAAAAACUUGGCUUCCAGACUCUCUCGGAAAGCAUCCUGUUCAAGCCCGAAAUUACCAGGGUCGAAAAAGAGGUUCGAGCACCACUCAUGGUGAAAAUGCCCACAGCUGCGGGAAACACGGCAUUUGAGGAAUGGGCGGAUGACAAGAAUUCCUCUGUAUAA